Python bivittatus (Burmese python) is the source of this 4570-nucleotide messenger RNA. The record is from RefSeq and is a predicted model, not a curated record. NCBI's taxonomy places the organism in Eukaryota, Metazoa, Chordata, Lepidosauria, Squamata, Pythonidae.
GAUGUUUGUGUUUUUCAGGCACUUCCACCUCCAGCCCAUCCAUGAGCCAGACUUCCUUUUUUUAAGAAAUGGAUGACAAGGCCUCGGUGGGCAAAAUCAGUGUGUCUUCAGACUCAGUAUCGACUCUCAACAGUGAAGAUUUUGUCUUGAUUUCCAGGCAGGGAGACGAAACACCUUCCACCAAUAAUGGUAGCGAUGAUGAAAAGACAGGACUGAAGAUCAUAGGAAAUGGGAGUGAGCAGCAGUUGCAGAAAGAGCUUGAGGAUGUCCUAAUGGAUCCCCCCAUGGAAGACCACAAUGACCGGGAGGAGGGGGAGGAAGAGAGCACCACCCAGGAUGGAGAGGGGGACGAGCUGGUUCUCCUCGAGGCCUCCGCGUCCUCCACCAUUAACCCUGUGUCCGUGACGGGGCCCUCAAAGCCAGAAAUGAGGCUCCCCGUGAAGCCAGCCCAGGGAGAUUCUGAGGAGUCCAGCCCUUUCACCCCGGUGGCCGACGAGGACAGCGUGGUCUUCAGCAAACUCACCUACUUGGGCUGCGCCUCCGUCAAUGCCCCCCGGAGCGAGGUGGAAGCCCUGCGGAUGAUGGCCAUCCUGCGGAGCCAGGGCCAGAUUUCCGUGGACGUGACCCUUUCUGUGCCAAAUGUAUCUGAGGGCACCGUGAGGUUGUUGGAGCCUCCAGCAAACACCGAAAUAGCCAACUAUCCCAUUUACAAGAUCCUGUUCUGCGUGCGAGGUCAUGACGGGACUCCGGAGAGUGACUGUUUUGCUUUCACCGAAAGCCAUUACAACUCCGAGCUCUUCAGAAUUCACGUCUUCCGAUGUGAAAUACAGGAAGCCGUGAGCCGGAUCCUGUACAGUUUUGCCACAGCUUUCCGCCGUUCUGCCAAACAAGCCCCGCUCGCAGCCCCUGUUACUCCGGAGAUGCCAGACAGCGACAUCUUCACUUUUUCGGUGUCUCUGGAAAUAAAGGAGGAUGACGGGAAAGGCUAUUUCAGUGCCGUUCCAAAAGACAAAGACAGGCAAUGCUUCAAGUUACGGCAAGGAAUCGACAAGAAGAUUGUCAUCUAUGUGCAACAGACCACCAACAAAGAACUGGCCAUUGAGAGAUGUUUCGGCCUUCUCCUCAGUCCGGGGAAAGAUGUGCAGAGUGGAGAUAUGCAUUUGCUGGAUCUGGAGUCUAUGGGCAAAAGCUCUGAUGGGAAAUCUUACGUCAUCACCGGGAGCUGGAACACGAAGUCUCCGCACUUCCAAAUCGUCAACGAGGAAACGCCAAAAGACAAGGUGCUCUUCCUGACCACAGCUGUGGAUUUGGUGAUCACGGAGGUGCAAGAGCCAGUCCGCUUCCUCUUGGAGACCAAAGUCCGAGUGUGCCCUCCUAAUGAGAGGCUGUACUGGCCUUUCAGCAAGAGAAGCUCCACCGAAAACUUCUUCCUGAAACUGAAGCAGAUCAAGCAAAAGGACCGAAAGAACAGCACAGACACCCUCUAUGAAGUCGUGUGUCUGGAGAGCGAAUCUGAAAGGGAGAGGAGGAAAACCACUGCCAGCCCAGCCCUCCGCCUCCCGCAGUCCGGGUCCCAAGGCUCUAUGAUCCCGUCCCCCCCUGAGGAUGAUGAAGAGGAAGAUAACGAUGAACCUCUUCUGAGUGGCUCAGGAGAUGUUUCUAAAGAGUGUGCGGAAAAGAUCCUGGAGACGUGGGGAGACCUCCUCUCCAAGUGGCACUUGAAUCUGAGCGUGCGGCCCAAAGCCUUGUCCGCGUUGGUAAGAAGCGGUGUUCCGGAAGCUCUCAGAGGAGAGGUUUGGCAGCUUCUGGCAGGAUGUCACAACAACGACCAUCUAGUGGAAAAGUAUCGGAUUCUCAUCACAAAGGAGUCUCCCCAGGACAGCGCCAUCACCCGCGACAUCAACCGAACGUUCCCUGCCCACGAUUACUUCAAGGAUACCGGGGGAGACGGCCAGGACUCCUUGUAUAAAAUAUGCAAGGCCUAUUCUGUCUACGACGAAGAGAUCGGCUAUUGCCAAGGGCAGUCUUUCCUGGCUGCUGUGCUGCUUCUACACAUGCCUGAAGAACAGGCCUUCAGUGUUCUGGUCAAAAUCAUGUUCGACUAUGGACUCAGGGAACUUUUCAAACAGAAUUUUGAGGACUUGCACUGCAAGUUUUAUCAGCUGGAACGCCUCAUGCAGGAGUACAUUCCUGACCUCUACAACCACUUCCUAGAUAUCAGUUUAGAAGCUCACAUGUAUGCCUCCCAGUGGUUCCUCACCCUUUUUACAGCUAAAUUUCCUCUCUACAUGGUCUUCCACAUCAUCGACCUGCUGUUGUGCGAGGGCAUCAGUGUUAUUUUUAACGUUGCACUUGGAUUGUUAAAAACAACCAAGGAUGACUUGCUGCUGACAGACUUUGAGGGGGCUUUAAAAUUCUUCCGGGUGCAGCUGCCUAAGAGAUACCGCUCGGAGGAGAACGCUAAGAAACUGAUGGAGCUGGCGUGCAGCAUGAAGAUUAGCCAAAAGAAGUUGAAGAAAUAUGAGCGAGAAUAUCACACGAUGCGGGAGCAACAGGCUCAGCAGGAGGACCCCAUAGAAAGGUUUGAGCGAGAAAACCGGCGCUUGCAGGAAGCAAACAUGAGGCUGGAACAGGAGAAUGACGACCUGGCCCACGAGCUGGUUACCAGCAAGAUCGCCCUGCGGAAGGACUUGGACAACGCAGAGGAAAAAGCUGACGCUCUGAACAAGGAGCUGCUGAUGACCAAGCAGAAGCUGAUAGAUGCCGAGGAUGAAAAAAGAAGGCUAGAGGAGGAAUCAGCUCAGCUGAAGGAGAUGUGCCGCCGGGAACUGGACAAGGCCGAGUCGGAGAUUAAGAAGAACAGCUCUAUCAUUGGAGACUAUAAGCAGAUCUGUUCCCAACUGAGCGAGAGGCUGGAGAAGCAGCAGGUGGCCAAUAAAGCUGAUAUCGAGAAAAUGCGGCAAAAAGUCGACGACUGCGAGCAUUGCCGGGAGUUUUUCAACAAAGAAGGGCGGGUGAAGGUGGCCGGCAUCGCCAGGGAGGGCUCCGAUGAAGACACCGACGAGGAGAAGGAAGUGCUGAAGAACCAGCUGCGAGAAAUGGAGCUGGAACUGGCCCAAACCAAGCUGCAGCUGGUGGAGGCCGAAUGCAAAAUCCAGGACCUUGAGCACGAUUUAGGGCAGGCGCUGAACGAGGUGCAGGCUUCUCGGAAGACUUGGUUCAACCGGACGCUGAGCUCCAUAAAGACAGUGACCGGCGUCCAAGGGAAGGAGACGUGCUGAAGAGCUGGCUGGCCACCUCCUCGGGGGCUCCUGGGGCCCCCCCGGGACACCUUCUGCCUUCCAGAGCCCGCCUCGGCCGGCUGCCCCGCAGGACAGAGGACCAGAGUGUACAUAGGACUCCAGAAACACCCCGCACGGCGGGCUUUUCCGCAGGUCAGCGACCCAAGGUGGACGCGAGGCUUGUAGCGAGACGCGGGAUCUCCAUACUACUGAUUAUUUAACCAGAGGGCGUAGCUGUAGUCCAAUGCUUUUUCCCCCCAGAGAAGAACAAUAUCCACUCCAUUCUGCAGUCCGUUUGGAGGCACUUUGCAGGCCUAGGUACGAAAAAUUUACCAAAAUCUCUAACUUAUUGAGUUUACAAACGAGCGUUUUAUUUUUGUUUUUUUUUUACAGUUACAACUUUUUAAAAGAUUUUAUUUGAACAGAAGAAAAGGAAACAAACAAAGAAAAAACCCCUCCACCACUCUUUAACGAAAAGUUAAGGUUAGCGUCAGGGAGUGAAUGGUUUCCCACUCCUUCAGGCAGGGGCUUGCAUGGUUCUCUUUCGGAAACGGGACUCACCCCCUCCCAGAUGUUUGUGCGUUCCCACCCUUGUCUCUCUCUCUCUCUCUCUCUGUGUCCGUCCCAGUGCUUAGUUCUCUGUCACUAAUCAAUUCUAUGCAACUUGGCGGGGCGGGGGCUUUUUAAGACAACUCCUUCCGCUGGGGAGCCCUCUUCCUCCUCCACAAAAGCCGAGGAGAAGCACCGUUUCAUCAGGGUCUGUUUUUUACACGUGGCUCGUGCUCGUAAGCUCGGCUCCCGUCGAAGCCAAGACGGCCCGAGCCACCGUUCCUUUGCCCACCGAUUUCGGGAAGGCUCCGCUUUGUCAGGAUUCAGCCCAGCCUCCGUUCUGAAGCAGCAGCUCGGCCCUCGGCACGGGAACCCUUUACUUCUAGUUAGCCUCUCUCUGUUUUGGUCCGCGGUGAGUUUUUCUGCUUGCAGAACGCGUUUGAAAGCAGACGGGAGAAAUGCGAGCGGGAUGGGGGGAGAGAGACGGAGCUUCGUUUUGACUGCGGAGGAUGCUGCUGCUGCUGCUGCUAAACUCACCUUUCUGGGCCGACUCUCCGUUCCUCCUCUUCCCCCCGUCGUCACGCCACGUUUUUCGUAACUACACUAGUAGGGAUUAACGCUACUUAGAUUUCUGAGUGCUUAGAGUAUCCAAACUUCUCAGCAGAAAAGCAGCAGAAUGGAGGGGAGGGGCGGGGCGGGGUUUGCACCUUUUUAAUUUAUACUGGUUUGUUCUAUGCUGA